Orussus abietinus is the source of this 2788-nucleotide messenger RNA. RefSeq names its product H(+)/Cl(-) exchange transporter 5 (gene ClC-c). NCBI's taxonomy places the organism in Eukaryota, Metazoa, Arthropoda, Insecta, Hymenoptera, Orussidae. Gene Ontology annotation, cellular component: membrane; early endosome; Golgi apparatus. Gene Ontology annotation, biological process: transmembrane transport; chloride transport. Gene Ontology annotation, molecular function: voltage-gated chloride channel activity. The coding region runs from base 321 to 2642 and encodes 773 amino acids. The transcript has 11 exons. The record is from RefSeq and is a predicted model, not a curated record.
UGAGAAUUGUACCCGAAGCCGAGACAUGGGUGCACGCAUGCGCGACAUGCGCACAGCGUAGAUGCAUGCGUACUUAUGCAUGCAUCAUACACUCUGCUGCUCUCAGAUACAUCCCGUUCUCCCUCCAUCGCUGCUUUGCGUAGAUUAAAUUGAUUCACGUGACAUUACCAUCAUAUCUACGUCUGGUCGAUGCUUGCGUUUCUCGGGAUUCCGCGUGGAUCACUAUUUGAGAUAAUACAGGGAUUCAUAAGAUAGAUGUAUAUCGAUAAAUAGAAAGGCAUUCCGUGUGAAAAACCAUCAGAGGGGAAAUUAACUAAGAAAUGUUGGACGCUAAUCAGGAUGCAACUCUUCACCAUACAACAAAUAAUACUUUUCUGGAUCGAAGUACUCGAUACGAUGACAGCUCGUCGCAUUUUUCAGCUGAUUCAGAUGAUAUCCCAGGUAUUGGCCAAUAUGACGACUUCCAUACAAUAGACUGGCAACGAGAUAUUGCUAGAGAUCGCAUGCGUCAUCGUUAUAUCGUGAAAAAGAAGCAUGAUUCAAUUUGGGAUUUAAUAAAAGGUGCCCACGAUGCUUGGUCGGGAUGGUUGUGUGUUCUGUUUGUUGGCUUGUUUACUGGAGUAGCUGCAGGUAUCAUCGAUAUUGGUGCUUCUUGGAUGACCGAUUUAAAAUUUGGGAUCUGUCCAGAAGCUUUUUGGCUAAAUAAGGAGCAGUGCUGCUGGAGUUCAAAUGAAACAACAUUUGAUGGUGGGAAUUGCUCGCAAUGGUGGUCCUGGCCCGAAGUAUUAAAUCAAUCGAAAGAAGGUGCAGGGCCGUACAUUAUUUCAUAUAUUUUUUACACUGCUUGGGCCCUCUUAUUUGCAUCAUUGUCUGCAUCCUUAGUUAGAAUGUUUGCACCAUAUGCGUGCGGAUCUGGAAUACCUGAGAUUAAAACUAUUUUAAGCGGUUUCAUUAUUCGGGGGUACCUGGGAAAAUGGACUUUGAUAAUCAAGUCAGUCGGUUUAAUUCUCUCCGUAUCUGCUGGUUUGAGCUUAGGGAAGGAAGGGCCGAUGGUUCAUAUUGCCUGCUGCAUAGGAAAUAUAUUUUCAUAUUUAUUUCCAAAGUAUGGACGAAAUGAAGCUAAAAAAAGAGAAAUCUUAUCGGCUGCAGCAGCGGCAGGAGUAUCUGUGGCAUUCGGAGCACCAAUUGGAGGUGUUUUAUUUAGUUUAGAAGAGGUCAGCUAUUAUUUUCCUCUGAAGACAUUAUGGCGCUCAUUCUUUUGCGCUUUAGUGGCUGCCUUCAUUCUGAGGUCGAUAAAUCCAUUUGGGAACGAACACUCGGUGCUCUUCUACGUUCAAUACAAUAAGCCUUGGAUAUUUUUCGAGUUAAUACCAUUUGUCAUGCUUGGAAUUAUCGGAGGAAUAAUAGCAACUAUAUUUAUCAAAGCAAACCUUUAUUGGUGUCGGUAUCGUAAGACGUCAAAACUUGGUCACUACCCCGUUACAGAAGUUUUGGCCGUAACUAUUAUUACUGCAGUAAUUGCUUAUCCGAAUCCUUAUACAAGAAUGAGUACGAGUCAACUCAUAUAUUUAUUAUUCAGCCAGUGUGGAGUAUCCAAUGCUGAUAUUUUAUGUGACUAUAACCGGAAUUUUACUGGCGUGAAAUCGGCGAUCGAAAUUGCUGCAGCUGGCCCCGGAGUUUAUCGAGCUGUGUGGCUUCUUGUGUUAGCUUUAAUUAUGAAGCUCGUCAUGACGAUAUUUACUUUUGGCAUGAAAGUCCCAUGUGGUUUGUUCAUACCGUCUCUUUGCCUAGGGGCUAUCAUGGGUCGAAUAGUUGGCAUAGGAAUGGAACAACUCGCCUAUAAUUAUCCACAUAUUUGGAUGUUUAGCGAAGAAUGCUCUACCGGGGUGGAUUGCAUUACGCCUGGAUUGUACGCUAUGGUCGGAGCUGCAGCUGUACUCGGUGGCGUGACCAGAAUGACCGUAUCCUUGGUCGUGAUCAUGUUCGAAUUGACCGGUGGUGUCAGAUAUAUCGUUCCACUGAUGGCAGCUGCCAUGGCGAGCAAAUGGGUCGGAGAUGCUCUUGGCAAGCAAGGCAUUUACGACGCGCACAUUGGCUUGAACGGAUACCCCUUCUUGGACAGUAAGGACGAAUUUCAACAUACAACCUUGGCCGCUGAUGUGAUGCAGCCCAAGCGAAAUGAGGUUCUUCACGUCCUUACUCAAGAUUCCAUGACGGUUGAGGAUGUUGAAACGUUGUUAAAGGAAACCGAACACAAUGGUUUUCCAGUUAUAGUUUCUAAGGAUUCCCAGUAUUUAGUCGGAUUCGUUCUGCGACGAGAUCUUACCCUGGCCAUAGCAAGCGCAAAACGGAUGAUCGAAGGGAUUACAGGGCGCUCACUUGUUAUUUUUACUAGUGGGAACAACGUUCCGAUUCAUGACCAUCCACCUUUGAAACUAAAAAAAAUUCUUGACAUGGCUCCAAUUACAAUUACAGACCAAACUCCAAUGGAGACUGUCGUUGACAUGUUUAGGAAGCUUGGUUUAAGGCAGACACUUGUAACACAUAAUGGGCGUCUUCUGGGCGUAAUCACAAAGAAAGAUGUUUUAAGACACGUCAAACAGUUGGACAAUGAAGAUCCAAACUCCAUAUUAUUUAAUUAAAUGAAAUGGUAUUUGAUAUUUUGGCGUAUUUAUUGAAAAAAGAAGGAAAUUUAUUUAUGAACAUACAUCAGAUCGCGUUGCAGCCAUUUGUCAUUGUGUUUCCAGUUUGUAUCGACGUAUCGAAGUACACAUACUUUCCCCGUACA